Molecule: messenger RNA, 1288 nt
Organism: Aegilops tauschii subsp. strangulata
Lineage: Eukaryota; Viridiplantae; Streptophyta; Magnoliopsida; Poales; Poaceae
Source: RefSeq, a predicted model, not a curated record
UGCCAACAGUCCGCGCUCCGCGUCCCGCGAUCCCCGCCCGCGCAGCUCCUUGAUUUCCGAUCGAUUCCAACAAAUCAUGCCUCCAUGACCCUUCCUUCUUCUUUCUCUAGGCUCCAGACCGAGAACGAGAAGAGAUCGAAGAGUGGAUAUGCAACAACCUUGUGCGGCCGCUCCUCCCUUCACCUCCUCCCGUGCGCUUCCCCCGAUCCACCCCGAGUCGACCGCGCCUCCGGUCGUCGCCCGCACUCCUGCAAGUGGCCGCCGGCCUCCUUUGCUGGUCUGCCGUGCCCAGCGCCCUCCCCCUCCCAUCUCUUCUCCUCUCCGCCCCCGCGGGUCGCUUCGCUUGUAGUACGUGUGUGCGUGCUUGCGCUUGGUGAGAGGGAGAUGGCGGCGGAGUCCAGGCUGACCUCGAUGCUGCUCAGGCGGGGUAUGGUGGCCGGGCCGGCCAGGCCAUACUACGGAGGCCGCGGUGGUGGACCAGGUGACGGCAAUCCCGAUGGCUGCGCUGGCCGUGGUCGCGGUCUCGCGGAUACUACAAAGGACAGGGAGGCGGUGCCGCCGGCGGUGGUCGUGGCCGUGGUUACUACCAACGAGAUGGCGGUGGUCGUCGGUACUACCAGGGAGGCCUACCAGUGAGGCGGUGCCGGCGGCGGCGAUCGUGGUCAUGGUUACUACCAACGAGAUGGCGGUGGCCGUGGGUACUACCAAGGAGGCCGCAAAAACCUGUACACUGCCGGCGAGCUGCCGUUCAACACCAAGGAGUUCGAGGUCACCUUACCUGACAACAAGCCAGGUCCAUCUGGGCAAAUCAAGGAGGGAGAGGAAGUUCAAGGUGACCAUCAAGCACGCCACCCUGGUCAGCCUGCAUCAGCUGCAGGUACUCAUGGUCGUAAUCUCCACGGACAUACCGGCGCUGGCGCUGUACUCGUCAUCAUCUUUGCCAAAUGCAGAAUUCUUUACUUUCCUGGUGGCUGAUUUCUUCAAGUGGAGACCAAGUGAACCAUUUGACCUUAUUUUUUAUUAUACGUUCGUGUCAAUUUAUCUUGCUUAUUUGUCAUCCUGGAGGCAGUUUAGAUCACCUUUAUUAAUUAUCACAGGUUCUUUUGUGCACUUGAUCCGGGAUUGAGGCUGGCUUGGGCAGAGACAGUUAGAUGGAGACCUUAUCACCUUGAUAUAUUUAGUGAGAACAGAAUCUCUUAUGCUUCUUGUUUAUUUUUGCAUUGGAGCUGUUAUUCUACUUAUCAUAUGAUAUUAUGAUAUAUACUAAACUGAACUCUAAAGAUGUGAA